AUGGAACAGCUCCCCGUAGAAAUAUUCUCCAAGAUCAUCGACUAUCUCACCCCGCGUGAGCAGGUGCAGCUUCAAUCCGUCUCAAAACGGUUAUUUGCUCUCGCUCGUGAUAAUAUCCUUUGGAGGCUUCAUUGCUAUGAAGAAACAUGGAUCGCCUCCGAAGCCCACCGUCCCAUUGCGAAGGCUUUGGGCAGUCAAAUUGGACUGAAUUCCGCAGCCACAACAUCUCUCAGCUCAUUGGGCCAAGCAUCGUUGAUCUCUCUGAUCCAACCGAGUCAUACACAUCAAGAUGAGGAUGAGUAUGAUGAGGAUCAGCUCCCAGUAUCGUCGCUGGGUGAAAGGUCGCGAGGGGCCGCCGCGUGGGAUCCGUCAUACGAGGGCGAGGAAGUUGAUUGGUAUUCAGAGUACAUAGCCCGGCAUGGGCCAAUAUCAUUUGACUGGUUACAGCGGCCUUUCUCUAGAGGACCCCAAAGCAGCAAGAGAAAUGCUCACGAAGUCAAGGGCAUGGGGCUACUCAAGGACUGGAGCUCCGCAAGACAGAAUAAGGUUGUUGCUCCUCUGAACGAUGGUAGUGUUUGCAUUUGGGAUCUCAACCACUCCCACUAUGCUGCUUCACAAGCUACCAAAGGUAAGGUUCUUGGGAUUAGUGCUCCGGGAAUUCUGACGGCGGAUCUGUCUCGGAGGAGGGAAAAUUCCACCUCCAAAGCAGCGUUAGAUUUCAUCAACCUGGGGGAAUGUGUGAGCGUGGACUCGCUUCGCCAACGAGCUUUCCUGGCCGUUGGAAAUGCUUUGAAUGAGGUUGACUUGGAAACGCUCAGGGUUGUUUCACAACAGCGUUAUCCUUGGUCCGUUUUUGCCUUGUCUCAGGAAACAGACUAUUCAGUGCCUUUAACACUAGCGACAACACUAAGUCUACAUAUAUACGACUCCAGACUAUCAGUGUCAGAGGAAGAGGAAGCUAUUAGCCUUCGCUGUGAGAAGGCAGCCGCCUCGCCAUUCGCUUCUGACUCACGGCUUUUUACUCACCCCGACUCGCCCAUCCUACAACUUCAACCCAAUGGCCUCCCUCCUCAACGCAUAAGAAGCCCAGAACCCUCAGAGAAAGGUGCUAACUACGCCCCUUUGUUCCAGCCUGGCCCUCUAGCUCUUCUACAUCCUCCAGCUCCACAUGUGAACACGAUUCUUCUUGCUGGCCGUUUCCCAAGUAUCCUGUGCUACGACCGCCGAUACUUCCCCCGGUUACAAAAUACAGUGCAUGCAGGCAGCCGACUAUGUGGCCUUGCGCCUGUCCCUGCUCCACGAUUCCCCGUAUUCUCCGAGUCUACGUGGUCGGAUUCGCACUCCGUCGCGGCUUGUGGUGAAUACAAUGGCAGAGGCUCGUUGGAGGUUUACAGUCUCACUUCACCUGCCUAUGGCUGUAAAAAGAGCCCGUCGGAUUCGUCAUCCAGUCUAUAUAGCGCUUAUAAAAAUCGUCAAAGCGCUGCUAGUUCCAAGUUGCUGUCGGUUGGAUCGCAUGGAACCCGCCUCGUAUAUUCCGAUGCCGAGGGUAACAUCAAAUGGGUUGAACGGGAUGGACGAACAGAAGUUCGUCGCUGGAACAUCAAUACCCAUGAAACGGAUACUGGGAGCAAUCGAAAUUCACAGUCAAAUGAUGAUUAUGGCUCAACCGGGUUAUGGCGUAGCUUGUCUCGCUCACAGGAAAACAGCGAGGUUGCUCGGAAAGUCCUUCCCACUGGCGGAAAUCUCACCGGGAAUGAGCUGCUCAUAUGGACCGGUGAGCGCAUAGGUCGUUUGAAGUUCUCAGGGCAUACCCGACCAGCGGAUGAAGUUGAAGAAGAUGACAUGUCCAUUGACGGAGAGCUUGACAGUGAUGCAUGCGAAGAGAUGCGGCAGCGGAAGCGAGAAGAGCGGCGAAAGGAACGCGAAUAUACCGAUAUGAUGCGAAGAGUGCUCGAAAGACAGGCGGAUGAAGUACGAUGGACAAGAGGAUUUGGAUUAUCGUGA
Molecule: messenger RNA, 2004 nt
Organism: Aspergillus wentii DTO 134E9
Lineage: Eukaryota; Fungi; Ascomycota; Eurotiomycetes; Eurotiales; Aspergillaceae
Exons: 2
Coding region: 1-2004 (667 amino acids)
Biological process (GO): protein polyubiquitination
Molecular function (GO): protein binding
Source: RefSeq, a predicted model, not a curated record